UUGAGACGCGGCGCCGCUCAGUCGGGUGGCGGGGAGAGCGGCCCGCCCUCCGCACCGCUACGUGUGAAGGGCCGCCGCCGCCGCCGCUGCUGCUGCUGCUGCUCUCAGACGCCGCUCGGGACUAAACACCCGACCAAAAUAAACGCUCCGUGAUCUGGUGCCGCGUCGCGUACUGGGAGGGUCGGGAGCGUGUGGGCCGCCUGUACCCCGUCCGCAGCUCUUCCCUCAACAUCAUGGGCAACAUACCUCACGGGGAAGGCCUGUCGCUCGCCUCCCUCGCCGCCAGCAGCCACACCUCGCCCUCGGAACAAGUCAGGAGAACCAGGGAGAAGAUUGGCCUUGGUCUGGUGCUUUACCAAGACGGCGACGGCGUGUGGCUGUACAACCGGGCGGAGAUCCCGCUCUUCGUGAACUCCCCGACGCUGGACGGCGGCAUCCACUGCCGCGCGGACUUCAUCGUGCACAAGCUUCCCCCGGGGCAUAUCCUGAACAUCUUCGACUACGAGAAGGCCCGCGAGUACCAGAAGCUGCCCGUCCACCCGGCGCUGCUCCACGUGGGCCCCAUCGAUCAGAACUCGGUGCACGUGUCCUUCGCCAAGGGAUGGGGCCCCAACUACCGGCGGCAGGCCAUCACGGAGUGCCCCUGCUGGCUGGAGAUCCUUCUUGUGCCUGCAAGAUGAUGACAUCAUCCUCUGGCGCUUUUCCACUGCCCAUCACAGUUCUGCCUGCCUGCUGUCUGCUGCUGGCUGGUCCAGCAGUACUACCAGGGGGCACACGCAGCUCAAUCCGUUUGGAGCAGCAGUAGCAGCAGUUCACCAAUGGAACGUGUAAUGGCUGUAAAUGCUGAGCGGGAUAUAGCAACAUAACUAUGGGUAGCUUUGAAGUAGUGUUGACCCAGCUAAGUAAGGCUAGAACGCGCACUGGCGCAGUCCACGCCACUGAAUGUGGUGCAGUUGCAAGGAAACGCAACCGCGCCGAGACGGAGAGGCGGGAACCACAGCGAGUGUAGUCCCCGCGAGGCGACCGGCGGCUCGGGAGGAAGUGAAGCAACUGCCUGUACAGAAAAUCAGCUUGGUCAGUGUUGAUGACAAGAUGAAGCGAGAGAGAUUAUUUCAGAUUUGCUAUUAACGGGUCAAAGAUUUGUUGGACAUUUGUAUGUGGUUACUUUGCCAGUGAAUUUGGGCACUAUGUGUCAAAAGAUUUUUUUUGUAAUGAAAUCUAGUCUGUUUGUUAUUUUUGUUACUAUCUCCUAUCACAUUUGUCUGUUUAUGUUACUAAUAUCCUUCCGAAAUAACUGUUUACAAAAAAGUUAAUGAUAAAUGGUUGCCUUUACAAAAGCUAGAAUGCAUGUAUGACAAAAAGAAGAAAAACAAGGAAUACCAUGUGAAAUUUGUAUGUUUCCCUUAUCCAACACACAUGGAGCAGAGGCUUACCUCUAACUUUUGUGAAUGUGACCAUGAGCUGGCAUUUGUCCCUCUGAACUACAUAGCUCUUGCACAGUAUGUAGCCGCAAAGGCAAAUGCUGAAAUUAUUUUUAUAUGAACAAAGUUAGUAUGGCAGUGAAAACACUUUCAUAAAGUGUCUGAUGCUUAGCAUAUAUAAUCUCUGCCUCUUAUAUUCAUAAAAAAGUGCUCUAUAUGCAAUGUGUUCCAUGAGAAGCAAGAAGAGGUAUUGCUUAUUAGAAUUAAUAAAACAAGAAAGGUCAGACAAGAAUGAAUUGCUUGCCUUUUGGAUACAGUUCCACUUGCAGCAAAAUAAUGCGCUACCUAGUCUGUGCUAACUGCAUGUGGGCAUGCUAGCCAUACAUGGACCUAUGCAGACUAGAGUCGAUGUCCCAAAGGUGCUACGUAGGAAAAAAAGGAUCUUUCACUCCGCCGAAGUACAAAUGACUUCCUUUGAGAACCCUGGUGCCCUAUCCUAGUAUAUGUCCCCUUCUGCUGUAUGAGCAUAGCAUAUCUCACAAGUCACACUCUCAUCCACACCAUCUUGUACUCCACUGCUAUUAUUUCCCUCUUCCCUCUCCCCAGUCCCCUCCUUCGCCCUUCUCCCUCAUCCUCCCACUCUGCCCAGAUUGCUAAUAUCUCCCUCUUCCCUCUCCUCAGUCUCCUCCCUCCUCCUCCCCCUGUACCCAAUUUGUACAGUAUGUCCCUAUAAUGAUUUACAGACUUCCAAAGUGCCAUGAAGGAAUUCAAAAAGAGUUUUUUGCUUUAAGUAUAAUAAUGCCCAAUCUGUUAGUGUAAUGGUAAAGUUUAGUCUUCAUAGAGAGGAAAAAACUUUUAACUAUAUAGUGUAUAGUUAAAUCUGUUUUUUUUUGUUAAGUUCUCCUUUUUAUACAAAGUGUUUAUGUCAAUUUUGCGGGUAAAUUAUUAUGAUCUUUCACUGUAAAUGUGAUCAAGACUAUUUUGCUAUAUUUAGUAUUCAUUGUGUACCAUUGUAUUUAAAAUAAAGCUUCACUAAUUUUCAGAAUAUUUAAUCUAAAGGUACCAAUGUUGCCUGCUAUCAAUCAGUAACUCCCUUUUGCCAGGAAGUGCCUCAGCAUGUAGCAGAUUUCAGAUAUUUAAAACAUUACAAUUCAAACCAGACUUGGGCCAAAAAAUACUACAUCUGUCACUAGAAAACUUAUUACAAAUGACAAUUAUCUUUGUACCUUUGUAAGAAACAAGUUAUUAGACAAUCAAAUUUUUUAAGUGUUUUAUUUUCUGGUUGGAAAGGAAAAAAAUAUAAGGUCUGUACCACAUUCUAUGAAUAAAUGUAAGCAGAUGUU
Penaeus vannamei (Pacific white shrimp) is the source of this 2764-nucleotide messenger RNA. The record is from RefSeq and is a predicted model, not a curated record. Lineage: Eukaryota; Metazoa; Arthropoda; Malacostraca; Decapoda; Penaeidae.